Messenger RNA from Loxodonta africana (African savanna elephant), 927 nucleotides. RefSeq names its product olfactory receptor 4K15-like. Bases 1 to 927 code for a protein of 308 amino acids. Gene Ontology annotation, biological process: G protein-coupled receptor signaling pathway. Gene Ontology annotation, cellular component: plasma membrane. The record is from RefSeq and is a predicted model, not a curated record. NCBI's taxonomy places the organism in Eukaryota, Metazoa, Chordata, Mammalia, Proboscidea, Elephantidae. Gene Ontology annotation, molecular function: G protein-coupled receptor activity; olfactory receptor activity. The transcript has a single exon.
AUGGACCAAGGAAAUAACUCAAGAGUGACUCAAUUUGUGUUGCACAGUCUUUCAGGUCCUCAGGAGCUACAACUUUUCUAUUUUGCAUUUUUCACACUCUUCUGUUCAUCCAUUGUGCUGGGAAACCUCCUCAUUGUGCUUACGGUCCUCUCUGAACCUGCACUACACACACCCAUGUACUUCCUGCUCAGCAACCUCUCCUUCAUCGAUGUGUGUCUAUCCACCUUUGCCACUCCCAAAAUGAUUAUUGACUUCCUCAAGGAGCACAAGACCAUCUCCUUUGAGGCCUGCAUGGCCCAGAUAUUCUUUCAGCAUGUCUUUGCCGGUGGUGAAAUGAUGCUCCUUGUGGCCAUGGCAUAUGAUAGGUAUGUAGCCAUAUGUCAACCCCUGCACUAUGCAGCCACCAUGAAUGUACACAAGUGUACAGGUCUUGUCGUGGGCUCCUGGCUUGUUGGGGUGUUGCACUCAGUAAGCCAGUUGAUCUUCAUAGUAAAUCUUCCAUUCUGUGGUCCAAAUCAAGUGGACAGCUUUUUCUGUGACCUUCCUUUAGUCAUCAAACUUGCCUGCACUGAUAUCUAUAUCUUUGAGAGACUGAUGCUUUUAAACAGUGGUCUAAUAGCUACAAGCUCUUUUGUGCUCUUGUUUAUCUCCUACACAGUCAUUCUGAUCACCUUGAGACUUCGAUCCUCAAUAGGCAUGGCCAAGGCCCAGGCCAUACUGACUGCCCAUGUCACUGUGGUGACCCUUUUCUUUGGGCCCUGCAUUUUAAUCUAUACCUGGCAUUUCAGCAACUUCCUAGUGAAUAAUAUCCUCUCAAUAUUCUAUACUGUUUUCACCCCUCUCUUAAACCCCUUGAUCUACACAUUCAGAAAUAAGGAGGUAAUAUCAGCAAUGCAGAAACUGAUGAGGCGAAAAGUAAGUUCUUAA